UUGAAGGCUGCUGCUCAUCACUCGCCUUCUCCCCUCCUCCUUCCGCACCUUCCCUGGGAUCGCUUACUUUUUUCUUCUCCCCGUGUUUUCGGAGUGCGUGAGUGCGUGCGUGCGUGCGCGCUGCCGGUGGAUGAUAUCAACAGAGCUCCGUUUCUCCUUCAGCUCCGCGGCGCUCCGGAGCGCACAGGACGCGCAGCACGACGGAGAGCUUUUCGGUUGUUUUUUUGGUAUAUGAAGGGAAAUAUAAAACAAAUCAAAGAAGACAUAAAGAGAAUACCUGCACCGGAUUGGCGACGGGAUCCCCGCGCAAGUUCUGACGGAUUUGAACGGCUCAGGUGCGCUGGAGGAUCAGAGGCAGCCAGUUGGCGGAUGAUUGUCGGUUUCGUGGAGAGGUGUCACCGCCUCUGCGCAAGUCUCAGAUGAAGAUGAAGUCUGCGGCCGUCGUGGAUGGAGGCUUGUUCACAGAGAGCUAUUGUAACAUCUGCAAUGCCCAGCUCAUCUCCGAGUCCCAGCGCACCGCUCACUAUGAGAGUAAGAAACACGCCAACAAGGUGCGUCUCUUCUACAUGCUUCACCCUGAAGACGGAGGACCGCCGUCCAAGAGGCUGAGGCCAGAUAACCCAGACUGUGCAGAAACAGAGGUGGACAGAAACAAGUGCUGUACCUUGUGUAACAUGUUCUUCACCUCCGCCAUCGUGGCCCAGUCACACUACCAGGGUAAAACCCACGCCAAGAGAGUGCGCCUGGUGCUGGGGGAGCAGCCCACCCUACCCACAGGCAUGACCAGCCCUACAAACACAGAUUCCUCCCCUUCCACACCACUGCCCCCAGACCCCGCCGCGUGUCCCCCUCCUUCCCCGGCCCUGCCCUGGCCCGCGGCGGUGGUCGGCGGAAACGGCGGGAGAGAGGCCGGGAAAUACUGCUGCCUCUGCGGAGCCUGGUUCAACAACCCGCUGAUGGCCCAGCAGCACUACGAGGGCAAGAAGCACCGCAGGAACGCAGCCCGGGCACGUCUCCUGGAGCAGCUAGCGGGAAGCCUGGAUGCCACGGAGAGCACAGGGCUGCGCAGUAGUUACUCCUGCAGCGUCUGCAGCGUCGUCCUCAACUCCAUCGAACAGUACCACGCACACCUCCAGGGCUCCAAGCACCAGAACAACCUGAAGCAACACCAGCAGUAAAGCCACCGUGACAGGACACUCGGAAAAGCAGGAGAGAGGAAGACAGGGAUUACCGGAAUAAACAAAUACAGAAAAGAGGACUCAUGUCCGAGAAAGUAGUUAUGAGAAAGUAGUGCCGAGUAACUUCAUUGUAUGUGUGUGUGUGUGUGUUUGUUUGUAAGUCUGUGUGUGGGUAUCAUGAGCAUCCAUGCCUGCAUCUGCGGUGUGCAUUUGCGGGUCAUUGUGGGUGUGUUUGUUUCUACCUUUGAUCUAAAAAUAUAUCUCGGAGAUUUAUUCAGCACCCAAGUGUUUGAUACGAGUUCUCAGCAAGACAGCCACGGCCGCCAGAGGAGCUGCGGCUGCCAUGAAAGUCCUGUGUGAACCACAAUCCUAAAAAAUUCAACUGAUGUCGGUGCGUUGCCCAGAGCGGUGAUAACCAUUACAAUGAUCGUCAUAGAGCAGCAGUUACACUAACUCUGUAACCAACCGUUCCCAAAGUGCUCCGACAGCGAUGCUCGUCUCAACGCGGCCGUUUUACAUGCACUUCCUACGGAGCGGCGCUGACGGAGACACACGCGUGGCUCACUCUCAGACCACCUGAGACCAACUCAGGCCCAGACGCUUGAAUCCAAGGACAAGACAAAGCCCCAAUGACCUCAGACAUUACAGAUUGCAUGACGUAUUUUUGGUUCUAAAUCCCGUGUUGUCUGUAAAACGUAGCAUUGAUUUGUUUUUUUUUCCAGAUGGCGAGUGUGUCAUUUUGAAAUCCAGCUUUUCAUGUUCCAAAUAAUCCCAAACCUGCGUGGCUCGGGUGCGGUGCAGACGACCCUGGAGAGAAGCAGCACAAAGACUUUUUUAGCUCCGGCUCUGAAGUGAACUUCUUUGUCAAUCAUGUACAGAUGAAAACAUUCCCACGGCACUGAACACUGAUGUCAGACGCAGUUCAGAGGUGAUGUUAACGCCUCCCUGUUGAGAGUCGUGUAGAUAAUAUUUUUUUAUUUUUCUGUUGCAAAAGCCUGAGGAGAAAAAAAACUAAAUACACCAUUCCUUGUAGCAGAAAACGAACAAUAAAUCCGGAGUGUGAAUCAGUGCAUGCUAAAUCUAAAACUUUGCAUUAACUUGCCUUUUUAAGAUCCUACGGCUUGUGCAUUUCCUCAAAAGCGCUGCCUUCUAGAGAUAGCUUGGUAAUGCAUUUCUGAACAUGAACAAAGAUCAUCUCACCUCUCGGAGAGGCUUCUUAUUCAACUCCUUAAUUUAUUCAUCAAAAAAUGAAACCCUUUGAUGCCUAGGAUUUAGACCAGUCAUCGCCGUUUAAAAACGCCUCCAUCUGUAGAGUCAGAGUGUCUGUGAAGUGAGUUUUGACAAUGGUUUGUAGCAGAGAGAAGAUACGCUCCAGUUUCCUGUGCCGGCUCUGAGAUCGGCCCUGAGCUGCGUUUCUCCACACGGACAGAGGAACAAAGUGCCCCAUGCUAAGCUAUGCUCUGUCAGCUCUUAUUGGUUCAAGCUCUUUUUCUUCCUCUAUAAAACCCAUUAAAAAACGUUUAUUAGUU
Platichthys flesus (European flounder) is the source of this 2707-nucleotide messenger RNA. RefSeq names its product zinc finger protein. The record is from RefSeq and is a predicted model, not a curated record. The transcript has 7 exons. Bases 420 to 1178 code for a protein of 252 amino acids. Gene Ontology annotation, molecular function: zinc ion binding; nucleic acid binding. NCBI's taxonomy places the organism in Eukaryota, Metazoa, Chordata, Actinopteri, Pleuronectiformes, Pleuronectidae.